This is a messenger RNA of Gryllus bimaculatus (two-spotted cricket), 12001 nucleotides long. The record is from the annotation of a GenBank genome assembly. Lineage: Eukaryota; Metazoa; Arthropoda; Insecta; Orthoptera; Gryllidae.
AUGGUGAUGGGGAUGCGAUGUGAUGGUGAUGGGGAUGGGAUGCGAUGUGAUGGUGAUGGGGAUGGGAUGCGAUGUGAUGGUGAUGGGGAUGCGAUGGCGUGGCGUCGCUGGCGCAGGCAGAGUCGAGUAGUGAGUGACGGGCGCUGCGCCUCCGCUCAGUUGCAGAACGGCGCGGGCGUGGGCGGCGCGGGCGGCGUGGCCGGAGGCGAGGAGUACUCGGUGGCGGGCUUCCUGGCGCGCCUGGGGCUGGCGCUGGACGGCGCCGCGCUGCGCCUCGACAAGGAGCGCGCCGACGAGCCCAAGGAGGAGGAUGACGGACGCAAGUCGGCGGAGAGCCAGGGCAAACCGGAGGAGGAUGAGCGGGUGGCGACGCCGGGCAGCGCCCACGCCAAGGGCUCGCUGGCGGGCCUCUACCACGGCACGUGGCCCCUGGAGCGCGCCCUCUGGCACAGCGGCCCGCCCACCUGCAACCAGGAGCUGGCGAGCGUGAUGAGCUUCUCGUCGGGCGCGGGCCCGCUGAGCGGCGAGGGGGACCUGCCUCCGCCGCCGUCGCUGUCGCCGUCGCCGGGGGACGCGGGCGCGCGGCGCGCCGCGGGCCAGCAGCAGCUGGGCGCCAAGGUGGAGAUGGUGUACGGGCUGCUGUCCAUGCUGGGCGCGCACGACCGCGAGGACAUGAGCCGCACGCUGCUCGCCAUGAGCGCCUCGCCCGACGCCUGCCUCGCCAUGCGCAAGUCCGGCUGCCUGCCGCUGCUGGUGCAGCUGCUGCACGGCGGGGAGCAGUCGCCGGAGACGCGGCGGCGCGCGGCGCAGGCCCUGCACAACGUGGUGCACGCGGCGGCGUCGGCGGCGGCUGCGGCGGCCGCGGGCGGGGCGGAGCGGCCGGCCGGCUCCGGGGCGGGGCCCGGCGCGGGCGGCGGGGCGCGGGCGCGGGGGCGCCGGCCCCCCGCCGGGCCGAGCAAACCGCACCGGACGACAAGCGCGCGCGGGCCGGCGAGCCCGCGUGCUCAGCUGCUGGCGGCAGGCCGGAGUACUGCGAACAAGUUGGGCGCCAGCCGCGCCUGCCUCGGCGCGCCGGCGCCGGCGCCAGCCCCGCCCCCGCGCGCGCGCCGCAGCGCCCCGGCUCGGCGGCCACCACCCUCCGACGACGCGGCGGCGGACGGCGACGAGGAGCAGCAGGAGGAGGAGGAGGCGGCCGAGGGGGAGGAGCGGGGCGCCAACGGCUGCGACGAGAGCGACGACCCGGGGCCGGGGGCGGAGGAGCAGCAGCAGCAGCACCCGGUGCCGACGGUGGCCGCGCUCAUGAAGCUCUCCUUCGACGAGGAGCACCGCCACGCCAUGUGCGAGCUGGGCGGCCUCCACGCCAUCGCGGAGCUGCUCCAGAUGGAUCAUGAAGCUCAUGGCAGCACAAGUUCUGAUCAAAAUUGUAUAAUUCUUCGUCGUUAUGCUGGAAUGGCUUUAACUAACCUAACGUUUGGGGACAGCAACAACAAGGCAUUGUUAUGUUCCUUUCAACAAUUCAUGCGAGCUUUGGUUGCCCAGUUAAGUUCACCUAAUGAAGACCUUAGACAGGUAACUGCUAGUGUUCUUCGCAACCUUUCAUGGAAAGCAGACAGUGCUAGCAAACAAACUUUACGUGAAGUAGGAGCAGUUCCUGCUCUAGUCCAUGCUGCAAUGGAGGCCAAAAAGGAAUCUACUCUCAAAUCUAUUUUGUCAGCUCUAUGGAAUUUGUCUGCUCAUUGCAGCAUUAAUAAGGUGGAUAUCUGUGCUGUAGAGGGUGCACUGGGCUUCUUUGUGGACAUGCUGAGUUAUCAAGCUCCUUCCAAAUCUUUAGCAAUCAUUGAAAAUGCUGGUGGUAUACUACGAAAUGUUUCUAGCCAUAUUGCUAUGAGGGAAGAUUACAGAGCUAUACUUAGAGAACACAAAUGCUUACAAGUGCUGCUUCAACAAUUGAAGUCCCCUAGCCUUACAAUUGUCAGUAAUGCCUGUGGAACUCUCUGGAAUCUUUCUGCUCAGUGUGCUGAAGAUCAGCGAACAUUGUGGGAGAUGGGUGCUGUUUCAAUGUUACGUAGUUUAAUCCGCUCAAAACAUAAAAUGAUCUCAAUGGGAUCAUCAGCUGCUCUCAAAAAUCUGCUCUCUGCUCGUCCUGACAACAGCUUUCCCCCACCUCCUGACCCUGUUACAGCCAGGAUGGGUUUGACCCCUCUACCUGGUUUGCACGCUCGUCGCCAGAGGGCUCUAGAGCAAGAAUUGGAUCAGUCAUUAGCAGAAACAUGUGACAAUAUCGAACCUAGCACUUCACCUAAUCAAUCUUUCACUGAGAGACAGUACCAUUCUGCUGAGAGACGACAUUCAAGACUUUUUCACAAGAGCACCUAUCAGAGAGGUCCUGUAGCUCGAUCUGAUAGCCGUGACUCUGUGACAAGUACCCAUUCCGAUUCAGUGUAUGAACGUGUAAGUAGAAAUGUAGUGAAUGUGUACACUUACGGACAAGCAUCCCCUUCCAGUGAAAUCCCACCAAUUCUUUCUACAUCCGAUACAUCUGGUAUUUCUGCUCUACACAGUAGUUUAACAGAAUCUGGGAGGUUACAUUCUCAUAUAGUAAAUGAAAAUUUGUCUUCCGAACGGAGAUUCCUGCGACGAUAUGUUAACUCCAUGAAAGAAAGAGAGGAAAGAAAGAAAGUUCUUCCGUUAAAUAUUAGCUGUGAAGACAAUGAGCGUCAAUCAAGUUCUGACCAUGAAACGUUCCAACGUAGUAGAUUAGGGCAGAUAGAGGAAGCUGUGUGCCCUGAAAGGAGAGAUGUUGUCCCAGAUGAUGCACCCAGGGAUACAUCUCCAGAUGCUUCGAGACCAGAAACAAAAGUUCCUGAAGAAACAGUGGAAGCUGAUGAAAUAAGAUUGAGCAGCAAUGUUCAGUUAGAUGUAAUGUCUCUCACACCUGCUAGUCCUGCUAAACAGAACAAAAAUUUGUUAUAUGAUAACCCAUGUCCAGUUAAUCAACGCUCUGCAUUUAGCCCCUUAGUUGGGUCUCCGUUUAGUGGAUCCAGCAGUCGAACCCAGUACCAACAGGGGCAAAACUCCUCAGCUUACACUAGGAACAAAUACUCAGACCUGGGUUUUGAAGAAACUGAAUCACAAGAACAGCCUGUUGAUUACAGUUUGAAGUAUGUUGAGCAUCCUGUGAAUACUCAUAAUGAUGUGGAAGGAGCAAAAGCACCUCUUCAAAGUGAAAGAACAUCUGGAAGUGAACCCGCUUUCUCAAAUGUCCCCAGGAGUAAACAAAAUCAGAAUGAUCUUGGCCAAGGCUACACUUACAAAAACCAAGUUCCAAACAGUGUUGGUGUUACAAAUAAGAACAUGAAAAUGAAUGUAGUAUAUGGUGAUUAUGCAGAAACAGACUUGGAUCAACCUACAGAUUACAGUCUUAAGUACCCUGAGGAAGAAGAAGAGGAAGAAGAUGGCUAUCAGAAAAAUGGUACAAUAGAAAGACCUGAAAGAACGUACUAUGAAUCUACCGAUCCUCUUCAUGAAGAUACUCUCAAGACAUACUGCACUGAAGGCACUCCUUAUGAGACCCCAUACAACUUCUCAACAGCAACAUCUAUGUCAGAUUUGCAUGUAGAACCUCCAACACCUCACGAAGAAGACAUUAAAGAGGAGGACGAGGUGGGAGGGGACAGUGUAGUAGAGGAAGAAGGUGCAGUCGGUAAAAGAAAAGAAGAAAUUGAACAGGUGGACACUGAGAAAGCUGCAAUAGAAGCCGAGGAGAAAAAAGGGAAAGAAGAGAACGAUAACUUCAGCAAUGGGUGCUUGGACAAGGAGCCUCAGAUGAAGUCCUUACCACCAACUGCCCCCAGGCCUCCAGUGAAAGGCUUGCAGUCUGGCCUCAGCUCAGGCUUGAUGUCUCCUGAGAAACCUGUGCAAUAUUGUGAAGAAGGCACACCUGGCUGUUUCUCUCGUGUGAGCUCCCUUAGCUCUCUGCACAGUGGAGUGGGAAUCAGCACGGAGAGCCAAGAUCACUCUGGCCCAUGCUCUCCCCCCUCGCAGCUGCCGGGACCCGGGCAGUCACCUGAGCAGCCACCAAACAAUAAGAACAUUGCUUCUGAAGGAGCAGAAGAAUUGAAAGAGGAACCACGCACGGAUAGAGAAGCUGGCAAAGUGGUGACGUUUGGUGGAGCUGAUCAUUAUGCAGAAGAAACACCUUUGAUGUUUUCUCGGUGUAGUUCUUUGGGGUCCCUUAGUAGUUUUGAACAACAUUCCAUUCACGAUGACCGCAGCUCUGUUGUCAGUGAUUUCAGUCGGAGGACAAGUGGCAUUGUGUCUCCUAGUGAACUUCCGGAUUCACCAACUCAAACUGUGCCACCAUCACCACGUCACCAAAGCAAACAAUCCGGUCCACCAGUUGAGUUCACCUCGCGACUCUCAGGAGAUAGUGGAGCUGUAAGGAGUACUCCAUUAGCUCCUAGGCAUCAAGCUGGCAGUAGCAGUGGAAUGAAGGCUAGUGUAUUUGAAGAUGAUGUGGCAACUUUUAAGGAAGAGAGCACCCCUGUAGAAUUUUCUCGUACGACGAGUCUCAGCUCUCUCACCAUUGAUGAUGAGCCCAAGAUUUGUAAUGAUGCUGUUUUAAAGGAAGGAGUGCUUAAACCACAAGCUAGGCCAGCUGCUGUUGUUGUGGCUCACAGAAGCGGUCCAGUGGCAGGAUGUAGCAGUUCUUCUACAGAAGACGGAAUGGAAAAACAGGACAUGGAGAAGGAGAAGAGGGAGUUGGCAGAUUGCUGUGAACUUGCACCAGUGAGUGAAGGGGAAGAGGAAAAUGAUGAAGACAUGCUUGCAGCAUGUAUUAGCAUUGGCAUGCAGAAUAGCAGGCAACGCCAAAGUCAACAAAGUAGUAGUGGCAUUAAAGUGCCACUUCGUGGACAAUCCAUUGCUCGACACUAUCCUCACUCAGGACCACUAAACCGUGGUGGCCGACCCAGUGGUAUCCCAAUAAAGACUCCUAGUAAUAACAUGCCCAGGUUACAUCGAAUAAACCGCCAGCCUGAACCUACUCGGACCAGCACAAAAUCCAUGACUUUCGUGGAGGUCCCUGGAGGUGGAGUAUGUGAAGACGCACUUCGUACCUACCAUACUGAAGGAACACCUGCCAACAUUUCACAUGCAGGGUCUCAUUCUGACCUCUCUGUGCUGUCGCUGCCAGGCGACGAUCACGAGACUGAGGUUUCGAAUGGGUCAUUAAUAAAAGCCCCACCUUCCCAGGAGAAAGCUGGCCGAGAGGAAGCAGGGGCAGCUCCAGGAGAGAAAGAGGAAGGAGAAGUGGAGCUAUGUGAUCAAGAAGAAAGGCCGGAGUUGUCAGAUGACAGUUCUAAUUUUUCUGGCGAUGGAGACAACAUUCUUGCAGAAUGUAUUCAGUCUGGGAUGCCAAAAGCCCGUCCACAGUCUACCAGGAGAAUCUUACCUCAACCUGGAUGCAUUGCUAAACCAGUGUUGACAGUGCAAGACAAGGUUGUAGCAGCAGUUUCUGCUACACAGUCGCAUCCUGUAAGGAGACCUGUCUCUGUACAACCUCCACGAAGUCAUCAUUUAUGUGGCUUGGAUCAUGGUCCUCCACGACAACCUAUGCCUGCUAGACGACCUGCAGUGGGACGACCUCGGGCAAGCCCUCCCCAACGACUGGUGCCAGAACAUGGAAAGGCUCCUGGAUCGCAAGUUGUGCUUCCUCAGUGCACAGGAGCCAGAGAUGAAUUGGAAACGUCACUUCUCAGUCGACCAGUGUCAGAAGGAACUUCUUGUGAUACACCUCUUAGAUUCGCAACUGAAGAUACUCCUCUUGAAGUGUCACAUGCAGCGUCUCUAAGUUCUUUAAGCAUAUGUGAAGACGAUGAAGACUUUCAAGGAGAGCAUGCCCGUCCAGCAUCUGGUGCAUCAAGUACUCACUCACCUGUCCCCCAUGUGCUGAAUACUUCUGAACAAACAUCAGAAGGUGAUACACUGGAAGCCCCUCCCUGCCCUCAUCUGAUGAUGGCUUCGGAUGGGAGCUGGGGGGACCGUAGUGACAGACAUGAAGAUUCUACUACUUCUUCCCGUCCUCUCAACAAAAACAGCUCAGCUUCAGAAGAAAUGGUCACUGUCCUGUCUCGUAAUGGUUCUCUAAGUUCAUUAAGUGUUGAUUCAUUUGGUUCUACUGAACCCACUCCAUCAGAACAAGCAUUAUUAGAACAGUGUAUAAGUUCAGGUAUGCCAAAAAGCAAAUCUGAAGUAAGUGGAUCCAAAGGAAGUAGAAUUGCAGUUCCAGUUUUGAAGAAAAAAGUGGGCAUGUCAUGCAAGCUUCCUCUUUCAUCUCUUGCUAGUUCAGAGUGCCACAAACUUGCUGAAGAAGACCACAUUCCUUCUCUACCUAUGCCAAAAUUAGAGCUGAGACCGAAUUCAAGGCAUAAUCGUGAGACAUCCAGUUUGGAAUCUGACAUGAUGAACUUGUCUCUACAAGAUGAAGCCUGCUGUAGUAGUAGUAGUGGGGGUGGUGGUGGUGAUGGUAAUCUUCCAAAAAACGGGUUGGAGUCGUCUGCUGCAGUUUCAGCCACGAAGGACACUGUAGUAGACGCAAACGGAAGCAACACCGCAAUCGUCAACACCAGCAUCAUCAGUACCACUGUCACCACCAGAGUUAUCACCAACGCAGUCGGCGAGAACGAUCUCCUCGGCAUUCACUUGACCACAGAAAUGAAGAGCGAGAGAAGUUCCCCUGCACAUGUCCCCACCAAUCCUCCUCACACCACUGAAUCUUACUCUCUCGGAAGCAAUUGUGAAGACCUUCUGGUUGUAAACACACUUACUCUUGAGGAUGGUAAGAAAGUUCUAGAGAUAGAUCUGAAAGAAGAUACUCGACCUGAUUAUAUCAGACAAACUAGUUCCUCAUUAUAUGAAUCUGCUACCAUGACUGUAAAGGAAGAAUUAUACAAACGGCAGCCAUCUAUUUUUGAUGAUUCACCUAAAGUGAAAAGAUUGGUUCCUAAAGGCGAAAUACUCAGCCCUGAAAGUAACACAAAUGACAGCAAGUCGCCUCUUUCUUCAGGUGAAAGCCCUUCUUCAGACUUCAUAAGUGAAGGAGAUAGUUCAAAGAAGAAACAAGUUGGUGAUGCAAUGAUUACAUCAUUGGAUAGAAUGACUGCGGAUUUGGUAAAUGGAUUAAAGGAAAAAGAUGGAGAAGCACCAGUAAUGAAACAGAGUUUAGUGGGCAGUGAUACUUGGAAUGAAGAUGCAUCUCCAAAUGAUGUCUCAUUUCCUAGUCUGAGUAUCAGUGCUCCUAUGGUAGCAUCUUUUAAAAGUGACAAAGAUGACAUGGCUGCCCUUCCUGAAUUGGUUGAAGAGGAUGUGUCUGGUCCAGGGCCUCAAGAAGCAUCAAUGACAGAUUCUCAUCUUAUAGAACUAGAGGCUGAAAGAGUUGCUGGAGCAGUGAAGGCAGAAGUUGAAGACAUGGACCAAAGUGUGAACAGUCUUAAUUCUAUGGAUUUGGAUAAUAUCAAACCUCCAUCCAUGAUGGGAAGUCUUUUGUCAUUGACUACGAGUCUUUCAGGUCAUCUAGAAAAUGAUUCGUUUGACAGUAAAGAUCGUUGUCACUCAGCAUCAACUACUCCCCAGCCUCGUCCUACUUGUGGUGUGCAAAACCGAUCAGAGGGGAAGCCAUCUAGAAAGAAGUCUCUCCCCAUUGGGAUGAUGGUGAGACGUGCAUUAGGUAAUAACCAUAAUAGCAGUAUGGAGAAUCUCUUGGACAACAACAAUGUAUGUUCAUCUAGUAGUUGCAACUCCCAUAUAGAUAAUAUUAAGCCUCCAUCUGCAAUGGAAGAAGUAAUGGAUCUCGUUGACAUGGAAAAUAGCAUGGUUAGUGUAGCCAGCAUUACAUCAGAAGUGGCAGAUUCCUCUGGAAAGGAUCAGUCAAAUUCCGAACCAUCUCCAGCCAAUAGUGAUGCAUUAUUUGAUCUCCUCAAACCGGCAGCCAAUGCUAUGGCUGAAGUGUAUGCAGCUCAUAUUGCUUCUCAAACUAUAUCAGUUAGUGUUAGAACGAGCAGUGCAAGUGAUAACCUUGAUAAUGUGAAUCCUCCUUCACUCUUAAAUGAAAUGGGAGAUUUCACUGAUCAGGAAUCUCUGAUAGAACCUGGAACUGAAACUAUUUGCAGUGACACAGAAUUAAUUACAGAAGACCCUGCACACACAUAUCCAAUAAAUUCUCCAGAGACCAGCCUUAAAAAUACUCCUGUAGAGUCAGAUCAGUAUGGAACAAGUUCGGCAGAAUCGACUCCUAAAAAAGGCAAAUCCAAACAGCUUACACCAAAGCAGAAGAGGCAGUUAGUGAAAGAUCGGUACAGAACAUACACUAUAGCAGCUGAACAAGAAAAGAAAGCAGCUAAACUUCAAAUGCAGCAAGAAAUGAACUCUCAUCAAGUCUUAGAAAACACUACUGAAAACGAUGAAACAGUGUCUGUCAACCAUGUUUCAGAGGUUGAUGCCCUCAAAGAUUCUCCAAAAUCAAAUAAAAUUACUCCUAAACAAAGAAGACAAGAGGAUCGAAGUAGAUUUCAAACUCAAGUACUUGACAAGCCUUUAACUCUUGAUAUUAAACCAGUGAUACCACCCGAACCAGAAAGUAGUUCUGAAAUUGCAGAGGAUAAUCUGAAGACACCAAAAGUAGACCAAGAUGAUGUCCUUUCACAAGCAUCAGCAGCAUCAGAAUUACCAGGAAUUAAAAAAUCCAAAAGUAUGAAAACUGUGAAGCAGAAGAGGACAGAAGCUAAGGACAGAUACAGAACUCGAACUUUAAGUGAAGAUAUUACUACUUUUGUUCAUAGAAAUACCAAUGGAGAAGACUGUGUAGCUUCUAGCAAUCUGGGAGUUGGGUUUGGUGUUCCUUCUGACAUUACUCCUGAGGAACUUGAGACUUUGUUAGAACAUGAUGCAAAUAUAGUGAUUAACAGUUUGAAUGAAAGAAUUCACAGCGAAUCUUCUGAUGGACAGAGUAGUGAUGAUAUGUUCAUCGAUUGUGAAACUCUGAGUUUAGUUUCAAUUGAAUCUGAAUCUGAACAGAAUUCCAACACCCCUCUCAGAGGACCAAAUCAUGUCGUAAAGAAAUGUUUUGGUGACUUUGAAACUCUGGCAGGAGCAGAUAAUGACAAAGUACAGAAUGUUGAAGAUGCCAGAGAGGAAACUCGUGCUUGUGAUUCAGAAUCAGAUUCUGAAAGUAGCAGUAGUUGUGAAGUUGAAGAAGCUAGGGGUAGUGGGCGCCCUCGUAUAGUGAAACCAGGUGUUAAUGAGAUUCGAAGUAGAGAUGGCAGUGUAGACUCGACUGCACCUGAGGAGGCUCCUAACAGUAGCCCUAAACCAAUAAGGGGUCGGCGGAAAGCUCUGUAUUCCUCUCCUGCUUCCCGUAAACCUCCUGUCCAACCAUCAGUAUUAAAAACUUCUCGCCCUCAAAGUAGCAUUCCCCAAGUUGGCAAAUCUGCAUCUUUUAGACCCACUAGGGCAUCGAAUCUUAGACAGGCAGGCAGAGGUGGAAUGACAUCUAGCCCUUCACCCCGAUCUCUGUCGCAAACUCCAUCAGGGGGUCCCAGUCCAGCAAGUACCAGCCCAAAAACGACGAAAGGUCCCACUGCUACCAAUAAGACUCAGCAGCCACGAUCGUCAGGAAUUAAAACUCCAUCCCCAGUUUCUAAAGCCACAGGAUCACGGAAUUCUAUUGGUAGUGCCAGCACCACUCGAUCACCGAAGGUUCCUAAUCAAAAGUUGACCAACACCAGCAGUAACUCUAAUAAUGGUGAAAAGGUAACGAAUCAGCCCAAUGAAACUGAUCCCAAAUUUCGUCCUCCUGAAAGACAAGGUACAUUCACUAAAGAUGAACCAACAGUAGCAAAUGUUGCUAAUGCAACAAUACCACCUCCAUUGCCAUCUAAAACACGCAUUCCUCUUCCAUCUGAAAAGACGACAGGCUUAAAAGUUGAUCCCAAGAAGAAACAAAUACCAAAGCUUAUUUCUCCCGCCAAACAAAAAUUCCAUAAAGAAAAUCAAUCUAUACCUUCUGCAAAGCCUUCUACAACUCGCAAAGUAAACGAAGAAAAAGUUGCAUCUCUUGCUCCUAAAGGUUUACAGAAAGCAAAUACUAUGCCAGAAAGGAGGACGGGCAUAACACGCCUCCCAACUGCAUCAAGACUUCCAAAUCGCCGAAGUAUUGCAGGAGGUGAAAUGAAAACUUCUUUAAGUAAUCAAAGUUUGCAAAGUAAUGACAGUACAAAAGGAAGUAUUGCCCAGUCCAUGAACCAGAGGUCAAGUAGCAAUUGCAGUCUCAGUUCUGUCACAUCAGUUGGAACUGUUGCUACAGUUACAACAAAAAAAACUCAAGCAAAAAAGGAGGUAACCAGUAAAAUAGCCAGUCUCUGGAAAAAAGUGGAAGAAAGCAAAAAACAACAGAAUUUAAAGAAAGAUACUCGUGUAUGGAUAACUGGAAAGCCUGCUACAGAUGAAGAUACAAACAACACUACGUUACCUUCAGAAACUCCGCAAACAGUAGAAAUUGAAGGAGUUGAAGCUUAAUUUCUUGCAGAAUAUAGAAAGCAAGAAUGUAAAGGAAUGUUGGUAUGUUCCUUUCAAAAUGGUGAUAUCUCUGACCAAAGACAGAACUUUAGUAAGUGGAGAAAAUUAAAAGCAAUGGGUUUUGUUUUUCUUGUCAUUCCAAUGAUGGGUCAAUUGGUGUUAAAAGUAUGUGAAUUUAGAGAGAAAUGUGUACUGUGCAAUUUUUGGAGAAGUUUACAUUUUUUUUAAAGGCAGAUUUCAGUACUAUUGAAUGUGUGAGACAUAAUGAUGGUACCGUGAGUGUUCUGUAUAUAAACUCUUUCAAAUAAAGUAGUUUUAUGUUCAUUCGGCCAACAUUAGUUGUUGCUUAAACCAUGCUAUGCAACAUUUCAUGUUCAGCAUGUAUAAAAAUUCUGUGUUCUGUGUUGGGUAUAUGCUUUACUGCUACUAGAAAACAACUGAAAUUUAAUUUCUAAGAAAAAAAAACAUGAAAGUUCAGCAAUGCAUAUGUCAUCAUAGAGGUAUUUUUAAGUCAAAUUUGUGUAAAUAAGGUAUGUAUCUAUAAAUGCAUGUACUGUAAUAUUCUAUAUGAAUCCAGUAUUUAGGCUGGUAAGGUAAUUAAUAUUUAAUUUAUUGAUAUACAUUACAUGCUGUAUGUGUAUGAAAAUAGCGAGUACAAGUACUUUAUAAUGCUUUUUAAACAUUUUUUUCUUAAUGACUUCAGAAAAAUUCUUGCUAUUGAUGUAACUCAUAAAAUGUGUGAAUGAAAGAAGUUUGUAAUGAACAAAAUGUAUAAUCCUGGUCUGUAAUUAUAUUUGUUGUUCUUAUAUCUUGCCCUUGGUUAUCAAACAGUUCUGUUCCCUCACUUUUCAUUUAUUUACAAGCCUAUAUACUGUAUGUUAUUAAUUUUAAAUUGUUUUAUAAUGUCAAUAUGGUGUGUAUGAUUGUGAGAGAUGUGUGAAUGUGUAAAUUUCUGAGACUGAUAUACAAUAUAAUACAAAUAUGGCUUAUGAAGAAGAGAGUUUUGAUUUUGUUUACCCUUCUAAAUUCCAUCCUUACUUCAUUGCUGGUAUAGAAAUUGAGAUUAAGAAGACAAAGCCAUGUACUCACUAGGUCUUCAGAAUAAAAUAUUGUCAAUAUUGAACAAGAGACAAGGUGAAGCCCUUAAAAUUUUUACAUUCUUUUGUGUAUAGAAUAAAGAAAGAAUUGUAAUGCUGCAAAAAAAUCAAUGUUGCAUUUUUUUAUAGAAAUGCCUAUUUUGGGGAUCCUGCUACAAAAGUGAUAUUUUCAAAAACAUCUUUCCGUCUGUGGACGACAUGAGUGCUUAAAUCAUUCACACGAUCUUCAAAAUAGAUGUUCCUGAUUUAUCUUGGUACAUGCAAAGCCCUGCAAAUUUGAAACAGGUCUUUUAAUUUUUAUUAAUUAUUUUCCCCUCUUGAAUAAAGUUAAG